CCGGCCCCAGCCCCAGCGCCAUGGACUCGCUGGGGCUCCAGGACCGGCUGGUGGAGCAGCUGCUGUCGCCCAGGGCCCAGGCCCAGCGCCGCCUCCCCAGGCACAAGGACCAUGAGAAACAGUAUGUGGGUUUUGCCACCCUGCCCAACCAAGUCCACCGCAAGUCCGUCAAGAAGGGUUUUGACUUCACCCUCAUGGUGGCAGGGGAGUCGGGCCUGGGAAAAUCCACGCUGGUCACCAGCCUCUUCCUCACGGACCUGUACAAGGACAGGAAGCUCCUCAACGCAGAGGAACGAAUCAACCAGACUGUGGAGAUUGUGAAACACACGGUGGACAUCGAGGAGAAGGGCGUCAAACUGAAGCUGACCAUCGUGGACACCCCGGGGUUUGGCGAUGCUGUGAACAACACGGAGUGCUGGAGGCCCGUCACAGACUACGUGGACCAGCAGUUCGAACAAUACUUUCGGGACGAGAGCGGCCUGAACCGGAAGAACAUCCAGGACAACCGCGUGCACUGCUGCCUCUACUUCAUCUCGCCCUUCGGCCACGGGCUGCGGCCCGUGGACGUGGAGUUCAUGAAGGCCCUGCACGAGAAGGUGAACAUCGUGCCGCUCAUUGCCAAGGCGGACUGCCUCGUCCCCAGCGAGAUCCGGAAGCUGAAAGAGCGGGUCCGGGAGGAGAUCGACAAAUUCGGCAUCAAGGUGUACCAGUUCCCGGAGUGCGACUCGGACGAGGACGAGGAUUUCAAGCAGCAGGACAGAGAGUUGAAGGAGAGUGCCCCCUUCGCCGUCAUCGGCAGCAACACGGUGGUCGAGGCCAAGGGUCAGAGGGUGCGAGGCCGGCUUUAUCCCUGGGGGAUUGUGGAAGUGGAGAACCAGGCGCACUGCGACUUUGUGAAGCUGCGUAACAUGCUGAUCCGGACGCACAUGCACGAUCUGAAGGACGUGACCUGCGACGUGCACUACGAGAACUACCGGGCACACUGCAUUCAGCAGAUGGCCAGCAAACUGACCCAGGAUAACAGGAUCGAGAGCCCCAUCCCCCUCCUCCCGCUGCCGACGCCCGACGCCGAGACGGAGAAGCUCAUCAAGAUGAAGGACGAGGAGCUGCGGCGGAUGCAGGAGAUGCUGCAGAAGAUGAAGCAGCAGAUGCAGGACCAGUGAGAACUGGCCUCUCCCGACCCCGGCCCGGCCCCGAGGGGGCCCGCUGGGCGGGGGGCUGCCGGCGGGCACCUCCCCCUGACCCUAAUUUAUUCUCCCGAGGCUACGGGUCGGCUGGCGGGCUUCCUCCCCACGGGUGGCGGACGUUUCUGCGGGGCUUGACCCCUCCUCACAGAACACCAGUCCCCCACAGCCCCCUUCCGCUAGAGCUCAUGGGACCUCGGAGCCCACCCGCCCACCCCACUCCCGGGCCGGGAGGUACUGCUAGGUGGACUUGUGCCCCUUCUUCGCCCCCCACCCGUUUCCAGCCCCCAGAGACCGGGUGCUGCCUGCAGAUAGCGGCGCUGGCUUCCCGCUCCUUCCGGUCCCGGGCCCCUUUGGGAGCGGGAGGACGUUUCCCUCCCGGCCCCCUCUCCACCCCCCUGCCCCUCCAGGGUCUCUGAGGGGCUUGGGGGACAGGGGAAGGGAGAUGCUCCGUGCCUGUCUACCCACAUCAGAUGGGACCCCAAAGCUGAGGCUGACUCCUCUCCCAGCCCGGCAUCCAGAUUGUCCCCAAGCCAGGGUGUCCCCCUCUCCAGCCCAUGUCAUCUCCUCCGGACCCAACGCUCACGCUUCGGCCCCUCUCCCAGCACGGAUCCGUUGCCGAGGACCGAGGUUGGGCCGAGGGGCCGGGCUGGACGUCCUCCGCGCCCCCCACAUCCACACACGCCCAACACGCAAAUCCCUCCCUCGGACGAGGCGACCAGAGCCGUCGGCCCCCGACGGCUCCAGGCGGGCACAGUGCCCGCACGGGGCACGACCCGGCGGCCACCCUGAGUUUCAAACUCCUGUUGGACCCCCCUCCCUGCCCACCACCAUGCCCUACCACACAGACACGGGCCGCCACAUAUGUAGACAGGCCCCACCGAUUCACGCGCUCCGUGCCGUACGGUUGACGAGCCAUCAGCGGCACACGGGCCUACCCGUGCCGGCCAGCGGACACACGCGGCUCAGUGAGACGUCUGCACGCCCGACGUAGACCCGGAACCCGGGCUCCUCCGGUCCCUCCUCCUCGCAUGCACAUCGCGGACCCCUCACCCCCCUAACUCCCGCGCGCACUCGUGGCUCUCUCUCUACAGGGUCUCUGGGGUGGGACGCCCGCUCCACCCCUCCCAGCCCCUCUCCCUGGGACACUCUUCCUCCCUGCUGUCACUGCCGCAGCCCUCCCCGGGCCCCUCUGCAUGCCUCCUCCCCGUGUCGCCCCCAUUUUCCUGGCUGGGGCGGCAUCCCCGCCUUGGAAACGAUUCCAAGUCGUAGCCGAGGAUGUGCCCCACCUCGGGAUGAGGUCCCGCCUGGGACUCUGGUCAGUGCGGUCCCCGCCUGGGGGAUUCUUGUUGUCAGUCAUGUCCGACGAUACCCGGUGAGGCCUCGUUAACGAUAAUUAUAACUGUAACGAU
Molecule: messenger RNA, 2596 nt
Organism: Tachyglossus aculeatus (Australian echidna)
Lineage: Eukaryota; Metazoa; Chordata; Mammalia; Monotremata; Tachyglossidae
Gene: SEPTIN5
Product: septin 5
Exons: 11
Coding region: 21-1163 (380 amino acids)
Biological process (GO): regulation of exocytosis; cytoskeleton-dependent cytokinesis
Cellular component (GO): cell division site; septin ring; synaptic vesicle
Molecular function (GO): molecular adaptor activity; GTPase activity; GTP binding
Source: RefSeq, a predicted model, not a curated record